Messenger RNA from Grus americana (Whooping crane), 2081 nucleotides. Its product is annotated as solute carrier family 22 member 6-like. Lineage: Eukaryota; Metazoa; Chordata; Aves; Gruiformes; Gruidae. Gene Ontology annotation, cellular component: membrane. The transcript is spliced from 10 exons. Gene Ontology annotation, biological process: transmembrane transport. Gene Ontology annotation, molecular function: transmembrane transporter activity. The record is from RefSeq and is a predicted model, not a curated record. Bases 135 to 1937 code for a protein of 600 amino acids.
GGGACAGGGCCGUGGCCAUGGGCAGCCACGGGGCUGAGGGGUGGUAGCUCCGGGGAGCGGGAUUUGUUGCUGGGAGAGGUCGGAGCGACGGACAGCUGACCUGGACCUCCCCCAGCUCCAUUCCUCAUCCCACCAUGACCUUUGUGGAGCUGCUAGCCCGCCUGGGCGGGAUGGGACGCUUCCAGGUGACCUACGUGGCCGCCCUGGCCAUUCCAUUGCUGAUGCUGGCCAGCCACAACCUUCUGCAGAACUUUACCGCUGGUGUCCCUGAGCACCACUGCCGGCCUCGGCCUGUGGCCAAUGACAGCGCCGGGGAUGUCCCACUCCUCAUCUCCAUCCCCUCUGACGGCCACCACCGUCCCCAGCGCUGCCGACGCUAUGUGGAACCCCAGUGGCACCUCUUGGAGGUCAACAGCACGGUCAACGAUACGGCCAACGGGGCAGCCACUGAGCCUUGCCACGAUGGCUGGACCUACCACGAUGGUGUCUUUGCUCACACCAUCGUUACUGAGUGGGACCUGGUGUGCGAGUCCAAGACGUUGAGGCAGGUGGCCCAAUCCAUCUACAUGGCCGGGAUCCUCCUGGGCUCUGGCCUCUUUGGGAUCCUCUCUGACAAGUUUGGGCGCCGGGCGCUGCUGACCUGGUGCUACCUGCAGCUGGGGGUGACGGGAGCCGGCACCGCAGCUGCCCCCACCUUCAUCGUCUACUGUCUCUGCCGCUUCCUGGCGGGCCUGGCCAUGGCUGGUGUCUCCCUCAACUCUGCCUCCCUCUGCAUGGAGUGGAUCCCGACGGAAGCGCGUGCCGUGGUGGGCACCAUCAACGGCUACUGCUACACCUUGGGGCAGUUUGUGCUGGCAGCCGUGGCCUUUGGCCUCCCUCACUGGCGCUGGCUCCAGCUCGCCGUCUCCCUCCCCUUCUUCCUCUUCUUCCUCUACUCCUGGCUGUUUGUGGAGUCAGCCCGGUGGCAGGUGAUUUCGGGGAGACCCGACCUGGCCCUCAAGGGGCUCCGCAAAGUCGCCCGUAUCAACGGGAGGAAGGAGGAAGGGGACAAGCUCAGCGAAGAGGCGCUGCGGACAUCGAUGUGCCAAGAGCCACCGCUGCCAGGAGGGGCCUUGGCCGCCCUGGUCCGCACCCCCGGGAUGAGGACGGUCUCCUGCGGAGUCUCCUUCGUCUGGCAAGUGGGGCUGGUUUGGGGUCAAAACCCAACUUUUGGGGUCAAACCCCCACUUUUCUGGGCAACCCCCACCUUUUGGGGGCCAAAAUUCACUUUUUUUGGUCCCUCCUUGGUCACAUCUGGUGGGUUUUGUGUUGAAACGUUGGGUUUUGGGGGCAGGUUCUCCACCAGCUUUGCCUACUAUGGGUUGGCCAUGGAUCUGCAGGGCUUCGGAGUGGACAUCUACCUGAGCCAGCUGGUUUUUGGGGCUGUGGACAUCCCGGCCAAGCUGGCCUCGGUGCUGGCCAUCAGCUGCGUGGGACGGCGGGUGGCCCAGGGCGGCUCCUUGGCACUCGCUGGCAUCUGCAUCCUUGCUAACAUCAUUGUGCCAAUGGAGCUGCAGAUGCUGCGCAUGGCCUUCGCGGUGAUUGGGAAGGGUUCAUUGGCCGCCUCCUUCAACUGUGCCUACAUCUUCUCUGGAGAGCUCUUCCCCACCGUCAUCAGGCAGACGGGGAUGGGCCUGGGGGGCACCAUGGCCCGCGUUGGGAGCAUGGUGGCCCCGCUGGUGCGCAUGGCAGCUGACGUGACCCCAGUGCUGCCCCUCAUCAUCUAUGGGGCUGCCCCCAUCAUCUCGGCCAUCGCCACCUGCUUCCUGCCCGAGACUCGCAACGUGCCCCUGCCCGAGACUGUCAAGGACGUUGAGAGACGCCACAGAGCGGGUCACCUCAAGGACGAGGAGGUCACCGUCCCCCUGAGUACCACCAAGACCAAGGACGGCGUCUGAGCGGGGAAGAGGACAGCCAUCGGAGACACCUGGGUCCCGCUGGGCCAGCGGGGAUGGGGGACAGGGUGACACGUACCCCCACCCCACGGUCGAUACCCCCCACCUGGGUGCUAUUUAUUUAACCCCAAUAAAACCUUAUCGCAA